AGUAUUUUUCAGCUCUAAGCUUCGAAAUUGGCAUCGGAACUUGGAUCAACAAUAGUUUCUGAAGAGCUUCAAACAUGAGUGCUUCAACGAGUAAAACGACUACCUCGAAAGCAGUCAAGUCCAGCAGAGCCGCACAAGCCAAGCCACCUCCUAGCACUCUCCACGGAACCGAUUAUCAACUCAAGAUUACGCUAUGGAUUCUGCUGAUCGCGAAACAAAAUAUGUCCAACCGCAAGUACAGCAAAUGCUCAAUCACCGCCGAAGAUCCGCUGGGAGGAAAAUUCGAUGAUACGGUGCUGCACUUCCAAUUGCCGGACGGCCGUGACCAAGCGCUCUACAUUCAAGCUAAACACAAACAUGAUACUGCAUACCGUAUUACGAGUGGUGAUUUGCUUUCAGCAUCGGAUAGUGCAUUUUCCGUGAUGAAGUACUUUAAAUCAUUUUGUGCACUGCAUCACAAUGGGAGGACAGACGGUGCAAGAUUCGUGGUGUGCACCAACGCUGGCGUAUCGCAGGAUGUAAUGCAAGUUUUGGAGAAGGUUGUACAUGCAUCGACCGAUGACAUCACUACCAUUUUCUAUCGUGUUGGUGCAAACAUUUAUCGAUUUCAUAAAGAGCAGCUUCGUAAUAUCGAUCCAUUUAAAAGCUUCCUUGCCGAUGUAACGAUCGACAGUGGUACAUCAGAUCUUCUCGAUCAAUUCUUCGAACAGUUUCUGUUAAUAUGUAACGUGAAAGGAACCGUGAUUAACAACGAUAUCAUCGAGCUAUGGCGCUGCUUGGACGUUUCAAGUAAUUCGUUGUUUACGCAACAGAUGGGAUUGAUUGAACAAGCGAUCGCGCUAGAUCAUUUAUCGAGCGUUGCAUGGACGAUGACCAAAUUUUCGAAAACCAAAUCACAAACUGACAUCGAGCAUAUCUGCCAAGCGAUCGUACGUAAUUUAUGUUUUCUACAACUAAAAGGAGCCACUAGCAUCUUCUGUAAGAGCUUUGAAAAUAGUGAUGUGAGUAUCAAAAGUGAGGCUUUGAAGCAAUCGAAGGCAUAUAGGGCAUGUUUGGCAGGAGGAGUACAUGAAUAUUGCGCCAUGCUCGAUACAGAAGUAAGCUGCAACAUCAUUCUUCAAAUAGUGCAGUUGGUUGAGUGUGAAUAUAUUUUCACUAAUUCAAAAACCUAUUUAGAGUUAGCAUGUGUGAUAAAGGAUAUGUUUUGCUCUCUAGAAUGUCAUCUGGUCUUAGUUAUUGUUUGCGAAAAGGAUAUCGAAUUCAUAACAAGAAGCGUCGAAGAGUUUUUUAAAGACAGUGCAACAAUAUCUAGAAAAACGGUUAUCCUUAUUACACCGAGUGAAGGACGAAAUAUCACGGCGGAAGAAUAUCACGUAUGCGAUCUCAACGAUCAAGCACAGCAGAGACUCUUUGAAAACUACUCGCAAAUGAAGUUAUUUUACGCUCACGUCUCAUUAGAAAACCUGGUAAAUCGAGAUAAGGAUAAUUUAGGAUUUAUUGUUAGGCUGAUCAAGAUAGGAGAAACAGAAAAAUCCAAGACUCAUCCGGCUGUAGAGAGUUUUGAGAAAAUAAAAACAAUUUACAUAAAUCGAAGCUGGGAGAUAUCCGAGACCAUUGAUCAUGACAAAUAUUCAUGGUCCACGGGGUAUUUCCUUUGGGCUACCUCUCCACCAACAUCGGUUAUACGUGUGACAGACCCACAGAGAUUCGAUAAACUAAAGCUACUUGCAUUGGUAAUGGGGAUGACACAAGGUGGCAAUCGUGAUACCUAUAAUAACGUCAUACAGCAAGCUGCCAAACCCGCCUAUACACUACCUCCUGGCAUGGACAUUUCCCAUAGGGUGCACAUAUUCUUGGACGAAGCUGGAUUCGGAAAGACCACGUACAUGACCUGGGUGGCCUGGUACUUCGUCAACCACCGACAGUCAAGUUGGGUUAUUCGGCUCAACGCGAUCGAAUAUUCAUUCGAUUUUAGGCAAAUCCUGAAUGAUUACGGUCCCGUAUCAGAUAGCAAUACGGCAGUCAGAGUGCUUUUCCAGCUCAUAUAUUUGGCACUGUCUAUACCGAACCUCACUACUAAAACUAUGGAGCAAACAGAUACUGAGAGAAGGAAAGCCAAACGAUGGGCCGAAUGUUUAACUUUGUCUGAGGGUAAAGUCGUGGUGAACGGUACCAGGGAUGACACCGUUGAACAACAGAUCGCACUGAGGGUUUUUAGAGAGAAGUUCAACAAAAAGGAAAUAGUGCUACUACUCGAUGGUUUUGACGAGAUUGCUCCACACUACAAACAAGUGGUAUUGAAUCUCUUCUCGCACUUCGCUCAAUUUGAAGGAAUCCAUAGACUGUACUUCACGAGUCGUCCGUACAACUUCAUAGAUGAACUAAAGGAUGCAUUGAAAGUCACUAACAUCUAUAGAAUUGAUCCUUUUUCCACCGAGAAUCUGUAUGAGUUUCUGCAUAGACAUCUAACCAGCAAAAUCCAAGGGUAUAUAAACUGCUGCUUAGGUAUUGAGCGCUAUUACUUGUGGCAAAUAAUAGUUGAAAUUCUUGGAAACAUUCUUGGCCAGUUGUGUGUUAUUCCAUUGUUCUUAAAAAUGGCGUUAGAUAUACUAACACCGCGUUUGGAGAAAACAAUCAGCUUUGAGAAUCGAGCUAUUUUACCUACAUUCUUUCAAGAACUACCAUCUAAGUAUGGUAGAUCUCGAAUUCUAGAAGAAUUUGUAAAUCUAAAGCUGGAUAUUUCAAACUACGACAAGUUUGGAGCCUCCGAUACCGCAGCCUUCGUAGCUCAGAGGCAAAUGGAUGCGAAGCUACUGAAUGAAUUGAAAAAAAACGACCUAUCACUGCUAGCGAUUUAUACCAUAAUUCCUUCCGACUAUCAACUGAUGACGCGGCGAGAGCAGGAAAAAUGCGAACAGAUUCUGAAGAAAAUUGAAGAAGGAAGUGAAAAAUCCGGUAUCAUCGAUGGUGUUCAAGGCGGAGUACCAGUAUUCAUUCACCGAAUGUUUGCCGAAUACUUUGCAGCGUUCUGGCUUUUCGAAAAUAGAGACCGUCAUGAAGUGAAGCUGUUUUUCAAAUCAAAAUACUAUUGGGGGUUUCUAAGCAUCCCAGUAAGGAAGCUAUUUGAUGAGAUCGCUAUCCGAGACGACGAUGGCACCGAUAGUCCAGCGCAUCUUGCAAUCAUUCUAAAUGAUGAAACUGAUUUGGAGAAAGUAUUGAAAAAAAAUGUAAAUCGAACGGAUGCGAUAGGACGAACACUGUUGCAUCUGAGCGUACAGUACCAUAACAAGAUGGGACGCAGCCGACAUGAAUUCUGGCCGAUGUGCCUGGAGGCGCACCCACAGGAGAUGCAAGAUCAGAGAGAACCUCUUUUCAUCGAUGCAAAAGAUGACCUUCUGCAUUGGAGUGCGUUGGACUACGCAUUUUGCAUCGGCAACUGGAGGGCGAUUAAAUAUCUGCUAAACAAGAAUGCCUCUAUAAAUGCCACAGCAUUAUCGGAGCAAUUACAAAGAUGUGAUCCGUGCGAUGCAUACGAGACACUUGCGCGAUAUGACACGUAUCUGAUGGACUUCGUAUAUGACAUCGACGAACAUAAGCCUCUAUUCCCUCAUAGUGCAAGUCAGAUUGAAACCAUGCGUACGGUUUGUAAUAUCAUAGUUACUAACAUAAAAAACAAUCAUAGCGAAUGGUUUGAAGCAAACAAAACCAAACUACUGUUGAAGUGCGCCAAAACUGAUUCGGUAAUACUGCUUCGCAGUCUGUUGGAAUUAGAUACUGAGCUUUUCACUACUUUUAAUCAAACCUCAAUCAUUAGAGAAGCACUCAACGAGUGCUCUUUCCAUGUUCUUGGUUUCCUAAUUCAUGACCGUAACAUUGAUAUUUCGGGAGUGAUCGAGGCGGAUCACGUGCACAACCUGCUAAAGUGCUGUGCCCAAAAUGGAUAUGAAAAAUGGUUUACCUACUUUCUCAAUUUCUGUAGCUUCCUAUUAAACGUAUUGGGGCGUACGCGUUGGGAUUCGAGAAUGCUAGAGCUACUGUUCGGUUCGAAAAAGUACUAGUACGUAUCAAAGGUCUGAAAGGUCUGAAAGGUCUGAACCAAAACCGUGUAUCGAGUUCCUUGGAUUUGAAGAAUAAAUAAGUAAUAUAUGUAUAUUGCAUACCGUUAGAAUUCUGCAUGCGGUAGAGUAAGAGAAGUUAGUAUCAGCAUAAUAAUUUUAUUGUUAUUUUGUUUUUUGAUAUCUACCCGUAAAACAAUAUUUAUUCAUUUUAUAAUUUCAUUUUGUUCAUUGCAAUAAAUAUAUUCAGUGUAUUCAAUAUA
Messenger RNA from Anopheles darlingi, 4318 nucleotides. RefSeq lists its product as uncharacterized. NCBI's taxonomy places the organism in Eukaryota, Metazoa, Arthropoda, Insecta, Diptera, Culicidae. The transcript is spliced from 2 exons. Bases 75 to 4058 code for a protein of 1327 amino acids. The record is from RefSeq and is a predicted model, not a curated record.